Messenger RNA from Eruca vesicaria subsp. sativa (arugula), 2458 nucleotides. NCBI's taxonomy places the organism in Eukaryota, Viridiplantae, Streptophyta, Magnoliopsida, Brassicales, Brassicaceae. The record is from the annotation of a GenBank genome assembly.
UCAGAAUUCAUUUUCAAUCAAAAUCAUUCAUAAUAAGUUUCUCUCCCAAGUUCCGAUACUGAAAGAAAACAAAAUUAUAAAAAAAAAUGGCAUACAAAUCCCUAGAUUCCAUCACGAGUUCUGACAUCAAAUCUCUAGGAAUCUCCGAAGAUGUAUCUUACAAGCUUCUCAGAGAUCUCAAAGAUAUCACCCGUAAUCACGGCUCUGCCACGGAGAGAUGGAUCCAGAUUUCUCGACGGAUACUUCACCCUACUCUCCCUUUCUCUUUCCACCAGAUGAUGUAUUACGGCUGCUACAAAGAUUUCGGAUCCGACCCGCCCGCUUGGCUACCCGACCCGACCGUUGCUUCUUUAACUAACGUUGGCGGUUUGUUAGAGAGGCGUGGGAGAGAGUUCUUAGGUGAUAACUACAAGAAUCCUAUUUCGAGUUUCUCAAAGUUUCAAGAAUUCUCAGUAUCUAAUCCUGAGGUGUAUUGGAGAACUGUUCUGGAUGAGUUGAACAUAAUCUUUUCUGUACCACCUAAGUGUGUUUUAGAGAAGGACACAUCUGGAGACAAUCCUGGAGGUAAUUGGUUUCCUGGAGCAUACCUGAACCCUGCAAGGAACUGUUUGAGUAAUGGUUCAAAGAGAAGAUCAGAGGAGAUUGUGAUCCGAUGGCGUAACGAAGGAUGUGAUGAUCUUCCUGUUAAAACCAUGACGCUUCUUGAGUUACGGUCACAUGUUUGGUUAACUGCACAUGCUCUUGGUGCCUUGGAUUUGGAGGAAGGGUCAUCAAUUGCGAUUGAUAUGCCAAUGAACGUUGAGUCUGUGAUUAUAUACCUUGCCAUUGUUUUAGCAGGCCACGUGGUUGUUUCUAUAGCUGAUAGCUUCUCUCCCCGUGAAAUAUCAACACGGCUUAAAAUUUCAAAAGCGAAAGCUAUAUUUACUCAGGAUGAGAUCAUUCGUGGAGAUAAAAGUAUUCCCCUUUAUAGAAGAGUCGUUGAUGCAGAAGCACCCUUGGCCAUUGUUAUUCCAGCGAGAGGCUCAUCUGUCAGUAUGAAGCUCCGUGAGAAUGAUUUGUCUUGGAACGACUUUUUGGGAAAGGCAGGAAAUAUGAGAGGCGUGGAAUAUAUUGCUGUAGAGAAACCAGCAGGAGCUUGCACGAACAUCCUUUUCUCAUCAGGAACCACCGGUGAGCCAAAGGCUAUUCCAUGGACGAACAUAUCUCCUCUGAAAUCUGCUGCUGAUGCUUGGUGCCAUUUAGAUGUUCAUCAGGGAGAUGUUGUUGCUUGGCCUACCAACCUUGGGUGGAUGAUGGGUCCGUGGCUCGUUUAUGCUUCCUUGAUAAAUGGGGCUUGCAUGGCAUUAUACAAUGGAUCACCCCUUGGUCCUGCCUUUGCCAAAUUUGUGCAGGAUGCUGAGGUAACAAUGCUAGGUGUGAUACCAAGCAUUGUUCGGACAUGGCAAAACUCAAACUCGACUUCUGGCUAUGAUUGGUCACGAAUCCGUUGUUUUGGUUCCACUGGUGAAGCCUCGAAUGUAGACGAGUAUCUAUGGCUGAUGAGCAGGGCUCAUUACAAACCUGUUAUUGAGUAUUGUGGCGGAACUGAGAUUGGAGGUAGUUUUAUCACUGGUUCUUUACUCCAGCCUCAGUCACUGGCUGCUUUUAGCACAGCUGCCAUGGGUUGCAAGCUUUUCAUUCUCGGUGAAGAUGGCAAUCCUCUUCCUCCAGACGCAGAAGGAGUAGGAGAAUUAGCUCUUUGUCCACACAUAUUUGGAGCUUCUAGCACUCUUCUUAAUGGAAAUCACUACAAAGUUUACUUCAAAGGAAUGCCCACAUUCCAAGGACAGACUUUAAGAAGACACGGGGAUUUAUUUGAACGGACUUCAAAAGGAUACUACCGUGCUCACGGACGUGCUGAUGACACAAUGAAUCUUGGUGGUAUAAAGGUCGGUUCUAUUGAGAUCGAACGAGUCUGUAACUCAGUUGAUGACUGCGUCCUGGAGACAGCAGCCAUCGGUGUUCCACCUCCCAGUGGCGGUCCUGAGCAGCUAGUAAUCGCUGUUGUGCUCAAGAGCCCAGAGAUAACGAAUCAUGACUUGAACCUCUUGAAGAAGUCCUUCAACUCUGAGAUACAAAAGAAACUCAAUCCAUUGUUCAAGGUAUCAUCUGUUGUGACUCUGCCUUCCUUACCGAGGACGGCUACAAAUAAGGUUAUGAGAAGAGUUCUAAGGCAACGGCUUACUCAGACUGGUCUGAGCUCGAAGCUAUGAGACUAUUGUUUGCCAUUAACACUCAACAUUUGGUCCUUUGUUGUAUCAAAUCCACAUCCAUGUCUAUAUCAAUAAAUGAUUCUCAAGAAUAUAGCCUGUGGAAUAUGUCUUCUGUGAGUGUAUCAAAAGAUCCAUAAAUAUAGAGCGAUCUUUAUGUGAAUAUGUAAACGGUUUAUCAAUUAUUGGUGUUGUGGUGACUAGUCACG